Clarias gariepinus (North African catfish) is the source of this 2237-nucleotide messenger RNA. It is a transcript of the gene elovl7a, whose product is annotated as ELOVL fatty acid elongase 7a. NCBI's taxonomy places the organism in Eukaryota, Metazoa, Chordata, Actinopteri, Siluriformes, Clariidae. The record is from RefSeq and is a predicted model, not a curated record. Gene Ontology annotation, biological process: sphingolipid biosynthetic process; fatty acid elongation, monounsaturated fatty acid; very long-chain fatty acid biosynthetic process. Gene Ontology annotation, cellular component: endoplasmic reticulum; endoplasmic reticulum membrane. Bases 60 to 929 code for a protein of 289 amino acids. The transcript has 8 exons. Gene Ontology annotation, molecular function: fatty acid elongase activity.
AAGUGGAGCGAGAGACGGAGAGGGAGAAAGUCAUUCAACCUGAGAGGACUGGAACAGAGAUGGCGUUUAAUCAGCUAACCUCAACGGCUGUGGAGCUAUAUGAUGAGUGUAUGAAGUAUGCAGACCCCAGGACUAAAGACUGGCUACUAAUGUCCUCUCCGCUGCCGCAGACCAUCAUCAUUUGUGCCUAUAUCUAUUUUGUGAUCUCACUGGGGCCCCGGCUGAUGGAAAACAAGAAACCCUUCGAUCUGAAGAAGGUCCUUGUGGUCUACAACUUCAGCGUCGUGGCUCUCUCUGUGUACAUGUGUUACGAGUUUGUGAUGUCUGGCUGGGGCACUGGUUACUCGUUUGGUUGUGAUCUGGUGGAUUACUCACACGCUCCACAGGCUAUGAGGAUGGCACACAUAUGCUGGCUGUACUACUUUUCCAAAUUCAUCGAAUUACUAGACACAGUGUUCUUUGUGCUGAGGAAAAAGAAUAACCAGAUCAGUUUCCUGCAUGUCUUCCAUCACUCUAUAAUGCCAUUCACAUGGUGGUUCGGUGUCAAGUUUUCUCCAGGUGGCCUGGGAACAUUCCACGCCCCUCUGAACUGUAUAGUCCAUGUCAUAAUGUACACGUACUAUGGCCUGUCAGCACUGGGACCUACUUAUGAGAAAUACCUCUGGUGGAAGAAGCACCUGACGUCUAUACAGCUAAUACAGUUCGUGCUCAUCACCGUCCACAUCAGUCAGUAUUACUUCAUGAAGGAUUGCCCUUAUCCGUUCCCCAUCUUUAUUUACAUCAUCACCCUCUACGGCGUAGUCUUUCUCCUUCUAUUCCUCAACUUCUGGUAUCACGCAUACACCAAGGGCAAGAGGCUUCCCAAAAGUGUCCGGGGUGCAGACAAGGUCCAGAACAACAACGGCAUCUCGCACAGCAAACAGGAGUAAACGCAUAUAGCAACUUUGGAAAUGACAAUCUGACUUAAGGUGGUGUACUUCAGCACUGCUGUUUACUGGCCUACUGUAAACUUUUAUAAUAGAAAUAUUUAUAUUUGGGAGAAAUCUAUUGCACAAAUAGUAAUAUACUAAUUUCUGCAAAUCUAAACUUUAGUUUUUUUUAAAAAAGUCAAAGAUGAGAAUCUAAUGUUAAAUUGAGCUAAAAGAUACAAUUAAGAUCACAUUUGGCACCAUUAUUAUACUGCUGUUUCCACUAUCACUGAUCUCCAGCACGUUGUGAACGCUCAUGUUGGUUAUCUACACCAGAAACCACACCGGAUAAAUUUUCUGGAUUGCUGAAGCCACAGCUCUGACUGACAAGUCUCAUCUUUUUCUUAUACAUGUUAAAUACUGUUUGAUAUUGUGUGUAGUUACUCAUUUAUUGGAUACAAAACCAAAUUAACUCAGUGUUAAAGUUGCAGCUUUGCAUUUAGCUGUUCUGGACGUUCCAACAUGGAUCCAGUUCCAUAAUAGUAACAAGAGCAGGAGACUGAAGUCUGGACCAGUCAGCAGACUUUAUGAGAUUCUCCUAAUUCAUAAUACAUUUCCCUAGACAGGUAUUAAAGAAGCCCCAGUGCCUUAACCACUUUUUUCUCUCCUGCGUUCCCUGGCCUUUCUCACAGCUCUAGAAAACAUGCUGAUAUACAAUAUACAUAUAUACAAUAUACGUCCUGGAGACGUAGAGGAUUUGAAUUUAAAUGUCCCUGAAGGAGCCAGUGCUUUUAUCCCGACAUCUGAGUACCCAAUGAUCUUGGACCAGAUCCUGUCUGACCAUUAAUAUGGAUAGGAAGGCAGAAAGCUUUGUAAAGGAUCAAAACAAUUAUUCUGAGAAGUGCAAAUAUGGCUUCAGAUAAAAGUGCACUAUUGGUGAUUUGGGACAUGACCAACACAUCAUCAGCAUGUCUACUAAUACAGUUGACCAGAAAGGCAGCUUAUGUGCUCGUUUUAUUUUAGUACUGUCAUGAUUGUCCUUGUUUAGGACAGGAGUUAACUUUCUGAUUUUUAUACACGUGAACUCAGUUAUGUGAAAUCUAAUAUGUGAACAAAAUGUUUUAAAGUGUAUAUUUAUAAAGAAAUAAAAACCUUUCGCUGGAAAGUUAGUUUUAGUAGUAGUUUUUUUUGUUUGUUUUUUUAAGUGUUGAAGGUUAACUUGAUGUUAGAGCUCCCCCAUGUGGAGUGCUGUAUUGUUGCAAGUGUAAAUAAUUCAAUGCACGCAAUGAAUGUAGCUGGGUUUUGGUUUUAAUGGAAAUAUGAUAAACA